AUGGUUCGAUUGCGAUCUGGUCUGGUUGCUGGCGAAUACGAAGCGUUGCAAACUUCUGAUCAAAGGGACUCGACGAGGCAACCCCCCGCCGUCCCAAACGAUCAGGAACGCGUCACAACGUUGGAACAAUAUAUGCAAGAUCUGAGAACUAGGGUCAAAGACGUCAUGCAAGCAAUGAAAGGGAAGGGCCAGGCCACAGUGAACGAUCUGGUAGAAGAGGUGGACGACAAGGUUGCCCUCACAGCCUUUAGGGGAGGACUACAGACUUCUAAGUUCCUAUUUUCCUUAUCAAAAGAAGCCCCUACAAACAUAACAGAGUUGAUGGUUAGAGCGUGGAAGCACAUGAACGCUGAGGAUGCUAUGAAUGCACGAAAAAACAAAGAUGGUGAAGAUAAGAGGUCGGAGAAGAAGAGGCCAGCACCUAACACUAGGGAGGAAAAGGAAUCGAAGUACAAGAAAUUCUCAAACAACCAGGCUGACAGAUCGUCUCGCCGCCCAAUUCAAGAUGACGCAUCAUUGAAAUGGCCGCCAAAGCUAAAAGCUGAUCCAACAAAGAGGUCUCUAGGUAAAUACUGUAGGUUUCACCGUGACCGUGGACAUAACACAGAAGAUUGUUUCAACCUCAAAAACCAGAUCGAGAACAUUGUUCGUAAAGGUCAUUUACGCAAAUUCACAACUAGAAAUGGAAAAGGAGGCUCCAACCCAGCCCGGGAGGGCCGAGAUGAUCGCCCUCCUCAACACCAACCAAUGGGUGAGAUCAAAGUUAUAUCGGGUGGCUUCGCUGGUGGUGGUGAGACAAGUUCGGCUCGGAAGGCUCAUGCUAGGAGAAUUCGGAGUUUUUCAGAGGUGAAUUAA
This is a messenger RNA of Cornus florida, 855 nucleotides long. RefSeq lists its product as uncharacterized. Bases 1 to 855 code for a protein of 284 amino acids. The record is from RefSeq and is a predicted model, not a curated record. The transcript is spliced from 4 exons. Lineage: Eukaryota; Viridiplantae; Streptophyta; Magnoliopsida; Cornales; Cornaceae.